UAUAUCCCCCACACAGUUACGUGUUAGUUGACUUGUAUCAGAUGACACAAAUGUGACGAAGCCGCGUUAAUGGAGAAAAAAUAAACAUAGAGGAAACAGAAGAUGAAAAUGAUAAGAAGAAAUAGAUGGGUAUGCUUAGUUAAAUUGAGAACUAGCAAAUUGUUGCAUUGCUUCAGUUAUGGUCGAUUUACUGGCGUCUAAUUCACAGCUAAAACAUUUUGAAGGUGAUAAUGCUCUGUGUAGGGAAAUAUGGAGGGCAUGUUCUGGUUCAUUGUUGGAUGUUCCCAAGCUUGGGGAGAGAGUCCACUACUUCCCCAGACUUCACAUGGAUCAGUUGGAGCAGUCAUCCAAUCUGGAAUGGAUUCAAGGACUACAACUGUCCCAUCUUCCCCGAAAGAUACUAUGUCGGGUUCUUCAUAUUCGUCUUCUGGUCGAACAUGAAACAGAAGAGGUCUAUGCUGAAACUGUAUUGUUGCCAAAUCAAGAACAAAAUGAGCCAUCAACUCCAGAGUUUUGUCCGCUUGAACCUCCAAGGCCCCAGUAUCAGUCAUUUUGCAAGGCUUUAACUACCUCUGACAUAAAAAGUAACUGGGGAUUGUCUGUGCACCGGAAAGAUGCUAACAAAUGCUUCCCUCCCCUGGACAUGGCGCAAGAAAAACCAAUCCAAGAAUUGAUAGUCAACGAUCUUCAAGGCAAUGAAUGGCGCUUUAAGCAUGUAUUCCAAGGCCAACCUCGGAGGCAUUUGCUCACAAAUGGCUGGGGUGCAUUUGUUACUAGUAAGAAAUUGCUUGCCGGGGAUUUAGUUGUGUUCUUAAGGGAUGAAACCGGCAAACUACAUGUCGGGAUUAGGCGUUUAUCUUAUCAAUGCAACUCCAUCGGAUCAUCAACAUUUUCAAGGCAAAGCAUGGAAGGGGUUCUUGCAGUUGCUUCCCAUGCCUUUGCAACCCGAAGUCUCUUUUCUGUCUACUACAAGCCAUGCCACAAUAGAUCAAGUCAAUUUAUUAUGAGCUUGAGCAACUAUUUUGAAGGUGGAAACCAUGGGCCUGGAGUUGGCACAAUAUCUAGAACGCAACAGAGCAGUUUGGAUUCUCAUGUGAAAAGAACAAGUGGUAUGGACCAGAUGUCAUUUCCUCAGGGUCAACACACGACAAAUCUUUUGCUCGAGGAGGAUCAAUACAUGCAAGAAUCAGAAGCAAUAUCCAAUUCUGCUCGACCUACUAUGAUGGCUUUGGAGAUCGGACAACAGUCAGUUGAAUCGCUUAACAAUAUCCAUCAUAUAGAAGACAAUGUACUGCAACCGCAUACAGCAGUUGCAAGGGAGAAUAAUGAGGGAUUUAUUCCGAAUGAAACUGUGGCCAUCCAAGCUCAAGAUGAGAACUUUGAUGAGUUAUUCAAAGAAACUGAUUUUCCAGACUUUGUAAACACUAGUCUUGAUACGAUAACUUUGGAUUGGGAUAGUGAUCUCCGGUCCACUAUACAAGAUUUUGAUGAAUGGCUUGAAGAGCAAGAAGAGACUAAUCCUCCCGGUAUGCAGACUUGUUCAGAAGAUCACUCGAGACAGACUUCUUCCAUAUUAGAGCAACCAACAUCCUCCCAAGUGAUGUCUAUAUCUUCUACCCCAAGUCGAAUUCCCUAUAAAGGACCUGGUCGUGGUGACGAGCAAGUUCCUUGGGGAAGAUAUCAAGUAGCACGACGAUGUUUACCAAUACUCAAUAGGGUUGUCUCGCGGUACCCUAAUUCACUCGUGAACUUCAAGGUUGCAAGUAGCAUAUUUCAGUCACUGCAUUUGGAAAUACUGGCAGAACUAGUCUACUCUCUUGAUAAUCUUACAGUAAUGAACUUGUCCAAGGAUCAGUUCAAUGUUGCUGGGCAACAUCUCUGGGACUUAAAGUCAAGCGGCAUUGAAUUAGGAUGGCUUGAAAAGCGUUUAGCACAUAUCGAUGGAGCAUUUAGUAUGGGAAAUUUACUGCAACGGCGACAAGCAGUCACACUUAGAAUGGGGGAGACUUUAGCUACAUUUAGGCAGUUGGAUGAGGAGCUUGGAUGUAUAAACAAGGAGCUUCAUGAACUAUCUCUAAAGGUUGGACCAAAUCCCCCCAUGAGAUUCCACCCUGUCUUGGAAGGUCUGUUGUAGCUUUCAGUAAAUUUAUCCUCUUUCCAUUUGACUGCAUGGUAAGGAGAAAAAUCCCAACACAGUCCACUAUCUUUGGACGUAGGCUCAAAAUAAUCCUAUUUCUUUUAUGCGAAGUGCUAAUAGUCCACAUUCUUUGACCAA
Nicotiana attenuata is the source of this 2275-nucleotide messenger RNA. RefSeq lists its product as uncharacterized. The transcript has 12 exons. NCBI's taxonomy places the organism in Eukaryota, Viridiplantae, Streptophyta, Magnoliopsida, Solanales, Solanaceae. Gene Ontology annotation, molecular function: DNA binding. Gene Ontology annotation, biological process: response to hormone; regulation of DNA-templated transcription. The coding region runs from base 179 to 2134 and encodes 651 amino acids. The record is from RefSeq and is a predicted model, not a curated record.